CGUUGGCCGCAGUUCCCUGUCUGCCCGAUGUAGAGAGAUCUACAGCCACAGUCGUCAUUGGCCAUGGAGUUGUCUGUCAACGCGGCAGUCCAGAACACAGCGGGUAUCCGGCCCCAGAUCAUGAACGGGCCGAUGCACCCUCGCCCCUUAGUGGCCCUGCUGGACGGGCGUGACUGCACCGUGGAGAUGCCCAUCCUAAAAGACCUGGCCACCGUCGCCUUCUGUGACGCACAGUCCACACAGGAGAUACACGAGAAGGUGUUGAACGAGGCGGUAGGGGCCAUGAUGUACCACACCAUCACUCUGACCAGAGAGGACCUGGAGAAGUUCAAGGCUCUACGCAUCAUCAUCCGCAUCGGCAGCGGCUACGACAACAUCGACAUCAAGGCAGCCGGAGAGCUGGGCGUAGCAGUGUGUAAUAUUCCGUCUGCUUGCGUGGAGGAGACAGCGGACUCCACCAUGUGUCACAUCCUCAACCUGUACCGACGAAACACCUGGUUGUACCAGGCUCUCCGGGAGGGCACGCGGGUCCAGAGCGUGGAGCAGAUCAGAGAGGUGGCGUCUGGAGCGGCACGCAUCCGUGGGGAGACACUGGGUCUUAUAGGCUUCGGUCGUUCGGGUCAGGCGGUGGCUGUGCGGGCCAAGGUGUUUGGCUUCAACGUGAUCUUCUACGACCCCUACCUGCAGGACGGCUUGGAGCGUUCCCUGGGCGUCCAGCGUGUCUACACCCUACAAGACCUGCUCUACCAGUCAGACUGCGUGUCUCUGCACUGCAACCUGAACGAACACAACCACCAUCUCAUCAACGACUUCACCAUCAAACAGAUGCGCCAGGGAGCGUUCCUGGUGAAUGCAGCGCGGGGAGGGCUGGUGGAUGAGAAGGCCCUGGCUCAGGCCCUGAAGGAGGGGAGGAUACGUGGCGCUGCCCUGGACGUGCACGAGAUAGAACCCUUCAGUUUUGCUACAGGCCCUCUGAAGGAUGCUCCCAACCUGAUCUGUACACCACACACAGCCUGGUACAGUGAACAGGCUUCUCUGGAGAUGAGAGAGGCAGCUGCCACCGAGAUACGAAGAGCCAUCAGCGGCCGCAUCCCCGACAGCCUAAGAAACUGUGUGAAUAAGGAGUUCUUUGUGACCACAGGACCGUGGGCAGUAAUGGACCAGCAAGGUGUCCACCCAGAGCUCAAUGGCACUGCCUACAGGUACCAGCCGGGCAUGAUGGGCAUGGCUCCAGGGGUGAUCCCGGGUGGCUUAGAGGGGAUGGUGCCAGGGGGGGUACCAAUCGCCCAUACCCUGCCCUCUGGUACGCACCCUUCCCGGGCCCCCUCGCCCAACCAGCCAGCCUCUAAACACAGUCAGGGAGAGACCAGAGAGCACCUUACCGAGCAAUAGCACCCUGACCGUCAGCCAACCAGCCAGCAGAGAGGACAAUAACAACAGUGCCACAGGAAGAGGAGCUGCUGCCUUGACAGCAGAGGAAGAGCAUUAUGCACCUCCUCAAACUCAACCAGUAGAGAGGACAACAACAGGAAGAGCAUUAUGCACCUCCUCAAACUCAACCAGUAGAGAGGACAACAACAGGAAGAGCAUUAUGCACCUCCUCAAACUCAACCAGUAGAGAGGACAACAACAGGAAGAGCAUCAUGCACCUCCUCAAACUCAACCAGUAGAGAGGACAACAACAGGAAGAGCAUCAUGCACCUCCUCAAACUCAACCAGUAGAGAGGACCAAACAGGAAGAGCAUUAUGCACCUCCUCAAACUCAACCAGUAGAGAGGACAACAACAGGAAGAGCAUCAUGCUCCUCAACACCUCCUCAAACUCAACCAGUAGUUAGGACAACAACAACAACAACAACAACAACAGGAAGAGCAACAUGCUCCUCAACACCUCCUCAAACUCAACCAGUAGUUAGGACAACAACAGGAAGAGCAACAUGCUCCUCAACACCUCCUCAAACUCAACCAGUAGUUAGGACAACAACAACAACAACAGGAAGAGCAACAUGCUCCUCAACACCUCCUCAAACUCAACCAGUAGUUAGGACAACAACAACAACAACAGGAAGAGCAUUAUGCUCCUCAACACCUCCUCAAACUCAACCAGUAGUUAGGACAACAACAACAACAACAACAGGAAGAGCAUUAUGCACCUCCUCAAACUCAACCAGUAGUUAGGACAACAACAACAACAGGAAGAGCAACAUGCUCCUCAACACCUCCUCAAACUCAACCAGUAGUUAGGACAACAACAACAACAACAGGAAGAGCAACAUGCUCCUCAACACCUCCUCAAACUCAACCAGUAGUUAGGACAACAACAACAACAACAGGAAGAGCAUUAUGCUCCUCAACACCUCCUCAAACUCAACCAGUAGUUAGGACAACAACAACAACAACAACAGGAAGAGCAUUAUGCACCUCCUCAAACUCAACCAGUAGUUAGGACAACAACAACAACAACAGGAAGAGCAUUAUGCUCCUCAACACCUCCUCAAACUCAACCAGUAGUUAGGACAACAACAACAACAACAACAGGAAGAGCAUUAUGCACCUCCUCAAACUCAACCAGUAGUUAGGACAACAACAACAACAGGAAACUCAAGCUCCACUCACAACCAACUCAAGUAAACAAACACACAAACAAAAAGCGUCCAUCUGAAGUUUGGACCAAUCAGACACAGAACACAACGAUAUUUAGCGUCCAUCUGAAGUUUGGACCAAUCAGACACAGAACACAACGAUAUUUAGCGUCCAUCUGAAGUUUGGACCAAUCAGACACAGAACACAACGAUAUUUAGCGUCCAUCUGAAGUUUGGACCAAUCAGACACAGAACACAACGAUAUUUAGCGUCCAUCUGAAGUUUGGACCAAUCAGACACAGAACACAACGAUAUUUAGCGUCCAUCUGAAGUUUGGACCAAUCAGACACAGAACACAACGAUAUUUAGCGUCCAUCUGAAGUUUGGACCAAUCAGACACAGAACACAACGAUAUUUAGCGUCCAUCUGAAGUUUGGACCAAUCAGACACAGAACACAACGAUAUUUAGCGUCCAUCUGAAGUUUGGACCAAUCAGACACAGAACACAACGAUAUUUAGCGUCCAUCUGAAGUUUGGACCAAUCAGACACAGAACACAACGAUAUUUAGCGUCCAUCUGAAGUUUGGACCAAUCAGACACAGAACACAACGAUAUUUAGCGUUUCCAUCUGAAGUUUGGACCAAUCAGACACAGAACACAACGAUAUUUAGCGUCCAUCUGAAGUUUGGACCAAUCAGACACAGAACACAACGAUAUUUAGCGUCCAUCUGAAGUUUGGACCAAUCAGACACAGAACAGAACGAUAUUUAGCGUCAGUCCUGGGAAUAAACCACCGUUGGUCGGUACGGUCGGUACGGUCUCUUUAGGUUCACUACCAACUACUACAGUACUCUUUUUAUUUUGAUACGUGCCCAUGUGGUCCGUUGUGAGUCCAGCGUUAGCCGUCUAUCUCCGUCGUAUGGUGGCAAGCAGAGAGGAGACUGACAGUCCCGUCCACACCUCAGAGCAUCAUGGGAAGACUUCCUGACCCAUGGGAGAACAUUAGAGAAACCUUUGACAUCACCCCACCCUAAUCCUUUGACCCCUUGACCCCCCCCCCCACCACCUCUCUGCCUUCUCCUGCCCUCCUUAUGUAACGUGUAUUGUCAGGUCUCCAACUCCCUAGAAAGGCCAGAACCUAGGAAGAAACCUCGAGAGGAACCAGGCUAUGUGGGGUGGCCAGUCCUCUUCUGGCUGUGCCGGGUGGAGAUUAUAACAGAACAUGGCCAAGAUGUUCAAAUGUUCAUAAAUGACCAGCAUGGUCCAAUAAUAAUAAGGCAGAACAAUUGAAACUGGAGCAGCAGCACGGCCAGGUGGACUGGGGACAGCAAGGAGUCAUCAUGUCAGGUAGUCCUGAGGCAUGGUCCUAGGGCUCAGGUCCUCCGAGAGAGAGAAAGAAAGAGAGAAAGAGAGAAUUAGAGAACGCACACUUAAAUUCACACAGGACACCGAAUAGGACAGGAGAAGUACUCCAGAUAUAACAAACUGACCCUAGCCCGCCGACACAUAAACUACUG
This is a messenger RNA of Oncorhynchus nerka (sockeye salmon), 4098 nucleotides long. Its product is annotated as C-terminal-binding protein 2-like. Gene Ontology annotation, cellular component: nucleus. The transcript is spliced from 9 exons. Gene Ontology annotation, biological process: regulation of transcription by RNA polymerase II. Lineage: Eukaryota; Metazoa; Chordata; Actinopteri; Salmoniformes; Salmonidae. The record is from RefSeq and is a predicted model, not a curated record. The coding region runs from base 64 to 1392 and encodes 442 amino acids. Gene Ontology annotation, molecular function: transcription coregulator binding; NAD binding; transcription coactivator activity.